AUGACCUUGAGGAGACUUCCGUGGAUCAAUUGAAUAAUUACCAAUUCAGUUAUACCGACAACUGGGAUAGAAAGCAGUGACUUGUUCGUGUCUACUUUGCUUCUUCUUCUUCUUCCUUUCUAAGCUUGCCUACCCUUUGUAGAGUGUGUGGAUUUUUCAAAGAAAUAUGAGGCCUUUACAUCUCGAUGCAUACACAGACAAUUAUGUCCCGCCAUCAGUAUUACCAAAGUUCCCGAGAUUUAUCUCGAAAUGGUUAGGUGGUGCACCGGCAAUGAAGGACGUGCCAGAGGCUUUGCAUUAUGUUGACAUUUUGAUUGGUUCUUUUGUUUCUCUCUUAACAAUUGAAGGAGUAUUCAGGCACUCGACUGUGUUUCAAGAACACCACGCACCUCAUAUCAUUGCCAGUUACGGUGCGACAGCCAUCUUGGCAUUUAAUGUCCAUGUUGCGCCUCUGGCACAACCUAGGAACAUCUUUGUGGGUAAUUUCAUCUCUGCAUUGAUAGGUGUAUGCGUCAUGAAGCUAUUCUCUUUGUCAGAGACAGGUAGGGAUCAUUACUGGGUAGGUGGUCCAUUGGCAGUGGGCGUGGCUAGCGUUGCAAUGUCAGCAUUGAACUGUGUUCAUCCACCUAGUGGUGCAAGUGCUCUAUUGCCCUUUAUAGACGACCAGAUCAGAGCAAUGAGUUGGUGGUAUUUACCAGCACACAUUGUCAGUUCGCUGCUGAUCAUUGGCGUUGCGUGUGUCACUAACAACAUUCUCCGGUCCUAUCCUGUGUAUUGGUGGACUGCUCAUCAUUUCAGAGAUGAGAAACCCGAUAAUGCUGGGACCAAAAGUUCUGAUUUGGAAAUCGGUGAUAAUAAAGCAGGCGAUCUUUCUAUUGUGGAAAGAGAUCUGGUUAUACCUCAGGGGACUGUACUCACUACAGCUCAAAUGCAAUUUCUCGAAUCUCUCAAAGACAUGAUCAUAGACUAAUUACUUUCAACGACGUCAAGCUGUUUUUCCUCAUGUAGUAUCAAGCCUUACGUAGAAUGGUAAUUUGUUCCUGUCAACUUCAAGUUUUGUUUCGAAUAUCUCGAUAAAUUCCAUAUCGCUUUCCCCCUUGCCUCCAGCGUACUUGUCAUACUCUGUAAAUAUACCUGUUAGACUCCAUCC
Messenger RNA from Williopsis jadinii, 1150 nucleotides. RefSeq names its product HPP family protein. The transcript has a single exon. The coding region runs from base 167 to 970 and encodes 267 amino acids. NCBI's taxonomy places the organism in Eukaryota, Fungi, Ascomycota, Saccharomycetes, Phaffomycetales, Wickerhamomycetaceae. The record is from RefSeq and is a predicted model, not a curated record.